AUGGUGGCCAUGUUGCACUUAGCUGGCUAUUCCGCGUUGUCCGGCUCAUUCGAAGGUACAGCUUCAGCGGAUGCCGGGGCUCGCACUGCCCUGGCUAUGAUUUACAUUUAUGUCAUUUUCUACGGCUUCAGCUGGAAUGGAAUUCCGUGGAUCUUCGCCUCCGAGGCGCUCCCCAACCGGGCUCGGACGCUGGGCAUGAUGAUCGCGGUUUGCGCACAGUGGCUGGCGCAGUUCAUUGUGGUCUACAGCCUUCCACAUACGAUCAACAAGAUAACCUGGGGGACUUUUCUUCUCUUUGGGACAUGCACGGUGGUUGCGUUUGUCUUUGCGUUCCUGUUUGUUCCGGAGACUAAAGGUGUUCCACUGGAGGACAUGGACAUGUUGCUGGGGGCUGAUGCGCCUCUCUUUGCCAGAGCGACUCGCAGGAGGUACUUGGAGGCACGAGAUGCUGGAUUGAUCAACCUAGCACUUCAUUUGUCUCAAGAGAAGCAACAGGUGGAGCGAGAAAAUGUCGAGGGCGAACGGGUCUAG
Messenger RNA from Colletotrichum gloeosporioides, 531 nucleotides. RefSeq names its product putative quinate permease. Gene Ontology annotation, biological process: transmembrane transport; carbohydrate transport. The transcript has a single exon. NCBI's taxonomy places the organism in Eukaryota, Fungi, Ascomycota, Sordariomycetes, Glomerellales, Glomerellaceae. The record is from RefSeq and is a predicted model, not a curated record. Gene Ontology annotation, molecular function: carbohydrate:proton symporter activity. The coding region runs from base 1 to 531 and encodes 176 amino acids. Gene Ontology annotation, cellular component: membrane.